CACUCCCUUUAAACAUUGUCUCAACGUGUUCUGCAAUAAUUAACUAGCUGCUCCAGCGUUGCUACACAGACUCACCUCCUGCCACACGAACUGUACUCUGGACCUUUGAACACAAACACAUGCACACAAAAAACCUGGACCAUGGAGUGGACCAGCUUAAUGUUUUAGACAACUGAGGAAAAGCUGGACAGUGGCUGAACAGAGAUGAAUGAAGUAGAUCUGCUCCCAGUGAUCCAAGCAGGAGACGGGAGGACACUGUCCAGAGCAGAGUUUCUGUCACUGCUGAACACCUACAACUGGUUCCUGAAGGACCAAACUCAACUGCACCUCACUUAUUCUCAGGCGGCUGAUGGAGAGGUGAUAGUUGAGGGCUUUCUCAAUAUCUCUUGGGGUGUACGGGGACCCAUCAGGCUCAAAAUACAGGAUGACAAGCAAAUGCUUCCCUUCGCUCCUCUGAUCUCAUCUGAUCCCACCAGUCCAGUCAGCCCAUUGGGGAGCAAGAGUAGUAUGUCACGAUGGGGAGAAUACAAUGAUCUUCACCAGAUAGACGAGGUGGCUGAGACAGAUGCAGCACAUGAAACAGUGAUCAAAGAUCCUUUACCAGGCCCAGCUGUUUAUGAGACCGCUACUCUGCGCCCUGUGAGGCAGAAGAACCCAGAACUAGAGGAGGAGUCCAACCUGUUUCGUUGUAUGAGCGACGCCUCAUUGGUUAAGAGGAGAAGAGGCCGAGGAAAGUCAGAAUCACAAAGAGAGAGAGAAAGACAGCAUCGGUUUUCUAUUAAUGGGCACUUUUACAACUAUAAGACCUCUAUCUUCACGCCAUCCUUUGGUACUCCAACUAAAGUUCGCAUCUCCAGCAAGAUGAACACAAACCAAGUCAUUGAACAGUUACUAAACAAGUUUAAAAUAGAGAAUGAUCCCCAGGAAUUUGCAUUGUACUGUGUCCACCAAAGUGGAGAAAAGAAGAAGCUGACUGAGAGAGACAAGCCUCUGUGGGAGCGUAUACUGCAGGGGCCCUCUGAUGACAUCAUGAAGAUGUUUUUGAUGGACAUGCAUGAAGAAGAAGUCAGUAAAGAUGUUGCUCAGUAUCUGAACUUGGAGCUGCCCAUCCUGGAGCAGGUUCUACUGAAGCUCAGAGAGGAAGAGAAUAGGGAGAUACAAGGAGUCAUCAGCAAGUACCACCACCAGCACAGACUCCUGUCCCAAAUGCUGAACUGUAAGACGUCCUCUCACAUUGAGACCAGUGUCUGAUAGCUGCUGGACCCGGUUACUGACAGCCCCUCUGUUAGGAUAAGAGGGUCAUUGGGGAACUUUAAUAUUUUAUGUCUAAUAUUUUAAACAAGAGGCCACAUUCAUGUCAUGCUCUUUCAUUUUCUACAUAAAAAGUUUAGCUAGUAUCAAUCUUUGAAUUUUCUGAAACUGUAAAAUAAGUCCACAAUGUAGUUGUAAGAUGCUAUUGCUAAAAUAAAAAUAGGGACCAACA
Messenger RNA from Melanotaenia boesemani (Boeseman's rainbowfish), 1483 nucleotides. RefSeq names its product Ras association domain family member 6 (gene rassf6). Bases 205 to 1251 code for a protein of 348 amino acids. The record is from RefSeq and is a predicted model, not a curated record. The transcript is spliced from 11 exons. Lineage: Eukaryota; Metazoa; Chordata; Actinopteri; Atheriniformes; Melanotaeniidae. Gene Ontology annotation, biological process: signal transduction.